This is a messenger RNA of Corythoichthys intestinalis (scribbled pipefish), 2380 nucleotides long. It is a transcript of the gene wnt10a, whose product is annotated as wingless-type MMTV integration site family, member 10a. Gene Ontology annotation, cellular component: extracellular region. Lineage: Eukaryota; Metazoa; Chordata; Actinopteri; Syngnathiformes; Syngnathidae. Gene Ontology annotation, molecular function: cytokine activity; frizzled binding. The record is from RefSeq and is a predicted model, not a curated record. Gene Ontology annotation, biological process: multicellular organism development; neuron differentiation; canonical Wnt signaling pathway.
UGGAGCUCACUUCACUUCACUUGUUCUUGUCGAGCGUCUUUUGCCUUUUGUGCGUGUCAGCUCAGCUUUCUCUCUCUCUCGUGGGAUGUUACGUCGAUGACAACUCCUUUUGGAAUUCACGCAGGUGUGACAAACAGCGAGGUUGUUUCAUUUUUUUAAAAUUUCUUUUCCCCCCCUCUAUACACUUGUCACGUCAGAGAACAUCUCUUGAUGACUUUCGCUACACGUGGAGCUCAGGACCACUCUUAACUCAACUUUCAGCUUGGAAUAUUGGAGUACCUCUUUAGGACGUCCACGUCGCUGAAUUCCCUGAAACUUUUUUUCUUCUUCAAUUUUUAAAGAUGGAACAAUCGUUCAUUAGAACAACGUGCAUCUUGGUGAUUAUCUCUCUACUUGAUAAAAGGGUAGACGCCAAUGAAAUCUUGGGCCUAAAGCUCCCCAACAUCGACCCGAUCCUUAACGCCAACACGGUGUGCCUGACGCUACCUGGGCUGACGCGGCGCCAGCUGGAGGUGUGCAUGCGCAACCCGGACGUGACGGCCUCCGCCAUCCAGGGAAUCCAGAUAGCCAUCCACGAGUGCCAGCACCAGUUCCGAGGACACCGUUGGAACUGUUCAAGCCUGGAGACCAGGAACAAAAUACCAUAUGACAGCAUCGUUUUCAAAAGAGGUUUUCGAGAGAGCGCUUUUGCUUACGCCAUCGCGGCGGCAGGUGUGGUGCACGCCGUGGCCAACGCCUGCUCCAUGGGCAAACUGAAGGCGUGCAGCUGCGACGAGAAGCGGCGUGGCGACGAGGAGGCCUUCCGCAUCAAACUGCAUCGCUUACAACUGGAGGCCAUCCAUCGGGGGAAGGGGAUGGUACACGGCGUCAUGGAGCACUUCCCCGCCGAGCUGCCGGGACCGCAGGACUCCUGGGAGUGGGGCGGCUGUAGUCCCGAUGUGGAGUUUGGAGAAAAGUUCUCACGGGACUUCCUGGACGCCCGCGAGACCUACAGGGACAUCCAUGCUCGGAUGAGGCUUCAUAACAACAGAGUUGGCAGACAGGUGGUGCUGGACCACAUGAAGAGGAAAUGCAAGUGUCACGGGACAUCAGGGAGCUGCCAGCUGAAAACCUGCUGGCAGGUCACCCCCGAAUUCCGGGUGGUGGGUUCCAUCCUCAAAGAGCGCUUCCACAUCGCCACUCUCAUCAAGGCCCACAACCGCAACACCGGGCAGCUGGAACCAUCACGGGAACCACCACCAUCACCACCACCAUCAUCACCACCACCAGCACACCGCCGGAGGCCGAGCAUCAACGACCUGGUCUACUUUGAAAAGUCGCCCGAUUUCUGCGAGCGGGACCUGGGCUCGGACUCGGCGGGGACGCAGGGUCGCAUCUGCAACAAGACUAGUCCGGGCAUGGACAACUGCGAGAGUCUGUGCUGCGGGCGAGGGCACAACAUCUUGCAGCAGACACGUAGCGAACGCUGCAACUGCAAGUUUCACUGGUGCUGCUACGUGGUGUGCGAAGAGUGCAGGAUAACGGAGUGGGUCAGCGUGUGCAAAUGAAGAAGUACGGGGGGCGGGGAGGGAGAAUUGCACCCUAUGACGAAAAACACACUUUCAAGAAAACCCUGAUUAGUAACCAAAAAGGGGCCUAUGAUUGUCUUUUACGCACCCCACUCCGUCUUCUGUUUUGCUUUGCAGGACUGAGAAGCGCAAAUGUGUGAAGCGUGCGAAGAGUUUCGGUCGGCACAGAGUUUGAUUUGCAUGUCAGGGGUGGUACAUGCCCAAAGCUGUUACAACUGCGCCAGCGUUGAUGCUCUGCAUUUCAGGUAUCCGAAAUGCAGAAAAGACAAACCAAAAAAAAAAUUAAUGCACCGCACUAGAGAUAAAAUAAUAAGAUUGUUCUAUAAAACGUGUUGCAUCACAGACACUAUUUAUGUACACCAUGGACACAAUGUUACAUAAUAUUUCUGCUAUUUGGAUAAUGCAAACAGAAAUUUCUUAACGCAAAGAUGCUAGGCCCUGCUUAAGGAAACUUCAGCCAUCAAUGUUUUUAGUUAUCAAGUUAUGGUUUAGACUUGGUCAUUUGAGCAAUAAGUAACACAAUGUUGUAUCUGUGAUGUACAACUCAGCUAUAAAAGCUUACAGUCAAGCAAAUUAGACCAAAGCAGAAUGUAAUACCUCUAUAGUAGGGGUGGAAAGAGGAUUUUGAAUAAUAAUAAAAUAUUAACCAGUCAUAUAGGCUGGAUUUUAAAGUCCCUGUAAAGUGAAAAAUAAAACUACCAAAAGUGAAUUGUUAAAAACAUCACCUAGUGGCAGUUACGGCGGACGUUUUAAAAAAUGCUCCAUGCUUUCUCAGCGAGAUGUGCGCACACUUGCGGCUAGGUACGAUGCAC